UCUCAAGAGAUACCUCACCAGCUGGGACUCACUGAGCUCAUGCAAAUUGUUUGUUCAGCUUCCCCCUCACGCUGUAAGGCCGCAUACCUAACCAGCAGGAAUGUGAUUGUACUGCAGCUGAGGAGCCGUCAGACUUGUGGCUACAAGCACACAGUUGAUUGCAUCACAUCCGAGUGAGCUGUCUGAGUGAGUUUGAGGGUGUGUGCAUGAGGGCUUUUUUUUUCUUUUUUUUUUUCUUUUCCUCCCGUUUAACAUGUUAAGUCAGAUCAGGAAGUGUGAUGCUGUGACAGUAGAGAAGGAAGUGGGCACACAAUGGCACUAUGUCUGCGUCUUGGCCUGAUAACAUGAGAGGCCCCCGAGUAAAGACCCCUCUGCUGCUGCUGCUGCUGCUGCUGACCACACUGACUGGGACAGUGUUAUGCCAAGAUGAGGAAGAAAUUGCAGAAACUGAGUCCCCAGAAGCUGAAGCGACAGAGGAACAGCCAUCUGAAGCCCCUCCGACAUCAAUCCCUCCUUCCUCAGAUGGCAGUGAAGUCACAGUUGAUGAGAACUCAGAUGGAGAAGGCUCUGCAUACUCUGACAACCCAGGUAUAUCAGACUACAUACCAGGACAUGACUUUUCUCUGACUAAUGACAUACUUACAGACGAUACCUCUACGCCCUUCACACCACUGGAUGAGGAGGGUUUGAGUCCCAUCAUCAUCAUGAUCCCUGUGGUGCUGGUGGUGGUUAUCAUUGCCAUCAUAGUUGUCUGUAUUUUCAUCAAACGCAGGUGGAACAAAAAAGUGGAGAAUCAAGAUCUAAGAAAAGAGGAUCCGUAUUUGGAGGACGCCAGUGCAGAGAAGGUGCCAAUGCCCAUGUUUGAAGAAGACGUGCCCUCUGUUUUGGAGUUAGAGAUGGAAGAGUUGGACCAAUGGAUGAAAAAAGACGGUGAAACUGCAGGGGACUCCAAACAGGCAUAGGCCUCAGUCUACUUAUGGUUAACAAAGGACGCUCUCUCGGCAUGCAAGGACAGGCAGUCAACAAUGCAUCGUUGCCAACGCUGAAGUUCUACAAUCAUCUCACAACUUUAAAACAAUGUUAUUGACCACGCAGUCAGAAAACAUCCUUACAACUUUUAAAGGACACUUACAAAAAAUACAUAUCUCAAAGCUUUCUAAAGGCAAUCUUGUUUCAACUCUUGGCCGUCUUCAGCAGGCAGCAUUGGACUUAAAUAUGUUAAAUAGUUGUUCUGUUUUGUUAUGAUAAGGAUGUGUUGUGCUUUAUGACAAUGAUCAGUGUUGUGCCUUUCAUUUUUCAUGCUUUGCCUGUUUUUUUGUCUACUGAAAUUUCAAUGUGCAGUAUUUUCUGUCUCCAUGAAUCAGCCAGAGUGAAAAGUAUUUAGUUAUAAACCUAAAAAAAAAAACCCCACUGCUGUGACUACCAAACACUCCCUGUUCUGCAGAUUCAUGUUGUUGUAGAGUGUGUGGUCAACAGAAAGUGCAUUAGGUCAAUACCCGUCUCCACCCCUCACAGAUAUAACUGCUCAUAGUCUCUGCUGAUGGCUUCUCUUCAGCUCAAAGCCUCUUUGUUGUUUUACACUAUGUGACUCUCUCCAGCUGCAGGUUUUAAUGGGGAAAUAUCCUGUUGAGGAUUGUAGGCAUGCAUGACAGAGAAGACCGCUCCUUUUCAUUCCUGUGCAGAGCUGGUUAAGACUUACGGAGAAAGUGUUUUUAUUCAGACACUCGGAGCGUGAAAUCAGCAGUAUUAUGUUCCCGAGUCUUUAGACAAAUUAUUACCCGUUGCUGGAACAGCUUUCUAAAAGCUGCUACUGAUAAGAUCUCACUAUAGAUAAUAACUCACUGACUAAAUAGUUGAUAGCUACAGAUGCAGUUUAGAUGUUUAAUUACCGAUUCUCGCUUAAAAGUGUUGAAUCAAAGCAGUCGUGACACUGAUAUAAAUGUGAGCGCUACUUUCUGAAAGUGUCAGUCAGUAUUUUGCUGUAUGUUGCACUGUAAAUAUGAGAAUACAGUAUACCAAAAGAUGAUAUUUUCAAGAAAUGCCUUUUGUAAAUAUUUCAAAUAAGGCUGUUGUGCUGUUGUUCAGCUGAUGUUUUGAAUAAGAUUUCAAUAAAUAAAAUCUA
Molecule: messenger RNA, 2122 nt
Organism: Thunnus maccoyii (southern bluefin tuna)
Lineage: Eukaryota; Metazoa; Chordata; Actinopteri; Scombriformes; Scombridae
Gene: tmem154
Product: transmembrane protein 154
Exons: 9
Coding region: 321-962 (213 amino acids)
Source: RefSeq, a predicted model, not a curated record